CGCCCCAUCCGGAUUCUCGCCUUGAGUGCGUCCCUGUCGGAUGCCAAGGACGUUGGCCAAUGGCUCGGUGCGUCGCAGAGCAACAUUUUCAACUUCCACCCCAACGUGCGCCCCUUACCGCUGGAUUUGCAAGUCCGCGGCUUCAACAUUGCGCACACGGCAACCCGCCUCAUCAGCAUGGCCAAGACCGCCUACACGACCAUUGUCGAGCACUCGCCGUCCAAGCCCGUCCUUGUGUUUGCUCCGUCCCGGAAACAAACGCAAGCCACCGCGCUGGACUUGGUCAACUAUGCCGUGGCCGAAGGCAUUGCAGAAGCUCGCGCAGCUGCCGCCGCGGCCAUCAAGGCUGGCGGCAACGCGGCUGCCACUGCCGCUGCCGAGCCCCGGCGGCGCUUUUUGCACGUCACGCCCGACGCACUUGCCCCGCAUCUCGGCACCAUCACGAACGAGUUGCUGCGCGAGGCGUUGAGCAACGGCGUUGGCUUUUACCACGAAGGCCUGUCGAUGACCGAGCGCCAGACCGUUCGCGGACUGUACGAGGUCGGUGCCAUCCAAGUGCUCGUGGUGGUGCGUGAGUUGUGCUGGAGCCUCGGCUUGUCUGCCCGAUUGGUCAUCAUUUAUGACACGCAGUUCUACGAGGGCCGCGAGAAUCGCUACGUCAACUAUCCCGUGGCCGAUGUGCUGCAAAUGACUGGCGCCGCAAACUCGCCGUCGAGCGACUCUGGUGUUUGCGUGAUUCUCUGCCAAUCCACCAAAAAGGACUUUUUCAAGCGCUUUUUGCAAGACCCCCUGCCGGUCGAGUCCUACCUCAACCACUACCUGCACGACCACUUUAACGCCGAAAUUGUCACGCGCACCAUCGAGGACAAACAGGAUGCGGUCGACUACCUGACCUGGACGCUCAUGUACCGUCGCAUGACACAAAACCCCAACUUUUACUCGCUGACUGGUGUCACCAACCGCCACUUGUCAGACCACUUGUCAGAGCUGGUCGAAAACACGCUGAGUGACUUGCAGCAAUCCAAGUGUCUUGCCAUUGGCGAGGACGAAAACAGCAUCACGCCGCUCAAUCUGGGCAUCAUUGCCGCUUUCUACUCGAUCAACUAUGCGACCAUCGAGCUGUUUAGCACUUCGCUCACUGCCAAGACCAAGCUGAAGGGUCUGAUUGAGAUUGUUGCCUCUGCCGCCGAAUACGACCUGCUGCCCGUCCGCCACCGCGAAGAUGUUGUCCUGCGGCAGCUCUCGCAGCGCGUUCCCAACCGUCUGGCCAAUCCCCAGUUCAACGAGCCGCACGUCAAGGCCAACAUGCUGCUGCAGGCCCACUUUUCCCGCUUGCAGUUGCCUGCGGAGCUCCAGGGCGACCAGGAGACUGUUUUGCCAAAGGCCAUCCUGCUCAUCCAGGCUUGCGUCGAUGUUUUGAGCAGUUCGAGCUGGCUCAGCCCCGCCAUUGCUGCCAUGGAACUGUCUCAGAUGGUUGUCCAAGCCCAGUGGGACAAGGACUCUGUGCUCAAGCAGCUUCCGCACUUUACCAACGAGGUGGUGCAACGCUGCCAGGCUGCGGGCAUCAAGACCGUCUUUGAUGUCAUGGACAUGGAGGACGACCAGCGCAACGACCUUUUGCGCAUGAGCAACAAGCAAAUGGAGGCCGUUGCUGCCUUCUGCAAUCGCUAUCCCAACAUUGACCUCACGUUCGAGCUCGCGGAUGCAGAAAACCUUGUUGCUGGCGAACCCGCCUCGCUUUCCGUCAACCUCGAGCGCGUUGACGAGGAGAGCGACGACAUUGGCCCAGUCAUUGCUCCCUUCUACCCCGUCAAGAAGCCCGAGAGCUGGUGGGUGGUCUUGGGCGAUUCCGCGACCAACACGUUGCUCGCCAUCAAGCGCGUCACUCUGAAGCGUGCUGCCAAGCUCAAGCUGGAUUUCAAUGCACCCAGCAAUGGUGGCUCACACGUGCUCAAGCUCUCCUUCAUGUGCGACUCUUAUCUUGGCUGCGACCAAGAGUACGACGUGCCAGUUGUUGUUCGCCCGUCAGUUGAGACUGAGGAGUCUGCCAUGCAGAUUGAGUAG
This is a messenger RNA of Capsaspora owczarzaki ATCC 30864, 2064 nucleotides long. RefSeq lists its product as hypothetical. NCBI's taxonomy places the organism in Eukaryota, Filasterea, Ministeriida, Capsasporidae. The annotation marks the transcript as partial. Gene Ontology annotation, molecular function: RNA binding; RNA helicase activity. Gene Ontology annotation, biological process: spliceosome conformational change to release U4 (or U4atac) and U1 (or U11). The transcript has a single exon. The record is from RefSeq and is a predicted model, not a curated record. Gene Ontology annotation, cellular component: spliceosomal complex.